Molecule: messenger RNA, 1149 nt
Organism: Pyrenophora tritici-repentis Pt-1C-BFP
Lineage: Eukaryota; Fungi; Ascomycota; Dothideomycetes; Pleosporales; Pleosporaceae
Source: RefSeq, a predicted model, not a curated record
AUGGAAGAUGAGGAUAUGACUGGAAUCAAAGAGGAACACACGGAGUCAGAGUACUUCUCUGAAGGAGAGGGUUGUGUUGGGGGCUGUCAGUGUGGAGAUCACAACGACGAAGAUGAGACCAGUGAAGUGGAGAGCGCUGACGGCAGGUACUACAAAGAAGAAGGACUUAGCUUCCUAGAGAGCGGCGACGACAGGUGCUACGAAGAGGAAGAUGGAGUCAGCGACCUUGGGAGCGGUGACGACAGGUACUAUAAAGAGGAAGAUGGGCUUAGCUUCCUAGAGAGCGGCGACAACAGGUACUACGAAGAGGAAGAAGAAGAUUGGGGGAUGACUGACAACUCUCUCGACUUAUCUGCGAGCGAUGUGUCUCUUCACAACGAUGGGCAAGGUCGUCAACUUGUGAAGAGCAAACUCGACCUUGAUAUUGAUACUGAAGAUCCAACCCACGGCAACGAUACGGGCGAUGUGGUAGUGAAAAGAGAAGCAGAUUCUCACUUCAAGAGAAAACCGUCCUUGGAAGAUUCUGGUUGGAGCGAGGAGGAAGACCGUCCCCAGGUUACCCAACCACGUCUUGCUAUUGUAAAGUUCUAUGACAGCCUAGACUGGGCAUCGCGAUGGGAAAGGACACAACGCCACACCAACGUCCAUACAGUGGUGUUUGAACCUACUUUCCAAGUCACACACGAACACAUACGCACUCUGGCGUCGUCACCCUACGAAUUCAAGUCAUCCAUUACCAUCGUGCAUAUCGGAGAUGGCUCAGCUUUGGGUAGCAAUUUGCCUAUCGCCCUUGCUGAUGACCUGCCGCAGCUCAAGCAACUUGGCAUCCUUCGAGCUUUCAACCUUACAGAUUCCGCUCUUACCCACCUAAUCGAUCGGUGUUACAACUUGACUGAGCUUGAGCUCUCUGCCAUGGACAAGUACGAACGCCGAGGCCUAAUCCGCCUGCAAAGUUUGCCUGCAAUCUUGAGGAAAGACUAUAAUUGCGCGAAGCACCUCCAGCCAUCUUCCCGCAUGCGCAAAGACCACUGCGCGCUCACCGCCCACGUACCUAUGAUGUACGGCAUAUUGAGUUUCGCAGGCAGUAAGCUCACCACCUCAACAACCCAAGCCGUCGUCUCUCGUUGUGGUCAUACGACAUGUCACUGA